AUGGGUAGUUGGGAGAGAGUAUCACUGAGCGUGGUAGUGACUGUGUUGUCCCUCUUGACAUCGUCGUUGGCGAAAAAGGAGAAACCAGGCAUUGCGGUGUACUGGGGGCAGAACCCUGGAGAUGGGAGCUUGCAGGAUACAUGUAACUCUGGCAACUAUAAGAUUGUCCUUAUGAGUUACCUCAAGGAAUUCGGUUGUAAGAGAGACCCAGCAUUGGAUUUUGAUGGGCACUGUGGUGUGGGAAUCAGGUCUUGUACAAGACUACGUUACGAAAUUCAGAGCUGCCAGAGAAAAGGUGUGAAAGUGCUCCUUGCGCUCGGUGGACCAACGCAAUCCUACUCCCUUUGCUCAUCCGACGAUGCACAAGUAAUUGCCAAUUAUCUCUACGGUAACUUCCUGAGUGGUCAAGAAGGCCCACUUGGAGAGGUUACCUUGGACGGCAUUCAUUUUGAUAUUCAAAUCGGUUCAGACUCGUAUUGGGAUGACCUUGUGAAUGAACUCCAAAGCAUCAGGCACGACAACAAAAACAAAUUUUACUUGUCCGCAGCCCCUAAAUGUUUUCUCCCAGAUUUGUACCUUGACAAGGCCAUCAAAACCGGCUAUUUCGAUUACAUCUUUGUUGAAUUCUACGGAAUAAAGACCUGCCAAUAUUCUGGUGGGGAAGCUCCAGAACUUCUCAAGUACUGGAUGGCUUGGACGGGGUAUGUUGAAGACUAUGAUACCUCCCUAUUCUUGGGACUUCCAGCAGCAGAUGAGGAAGGUUAUGUCCCACCUCAGAAUCUUAUCGACGACGUCCUUCCCUACAUAAUCCAAACUCCCUCCUAUGGAGGAAUUGUGCUACGCGAUAGAGCAUAUGAUCUCAUAACUAAAUACAGCAAAACAGUGAAGCCUUUUAUUGCCCAACCAUCAAAGCAAUGGCCCGUUUCUCUGCGAUCACCUUUUUCAGUACCAAUUUAA
Messenger RNA from Sphenostylis stenocarpa, 957 nucleotides. The record is from the annotation of a GenBank genome assembly. NCBI's taxonomy places the organism in Eukaryota, Viridiplantae, Streptophyta, Magnoliopsida, Fabales, Fabaceae.